Messenger RNA from Nanorana parkeri, 795 nucleotides. Its product is annotated as peptidyl-prolyl cis-trans isomerase F, mitochondrial-like. Gene Ontology annotation, molecular function: peptidyl-prolyl cis-trans isomerase activity. Lineage: Eukaryota; Metazoa; Chordata; Amphibia; Anura; Dicroglossidae. Gene Ontology annotation, biological process: protein peptidyl-prolyl isomerization; protein folding. Gene Ontology annotation, cellular component: intracellular membrane-bounded organelle. The transcript has 5 exons. The coding region runs from base 185 to 697 and encodes 170 amino acids. The record is from RefSeq and is a predicted model, not a curated record.
GUAAGGAAAUAUCCUAAGCUAGUAUCAAAUAUUCUUGGGUUCAUUGUUACGGGGAAGGGGAGGGAGGUAUUAUCUGUUAUUGUGUGUGACUGACACACCACUGGUAAGCUAAGUAUAUAAGGCAGUGGACACCAAGCUCCCUGUACAGAAUCUUAGAGGCUUCUUCAACGUGACCGGCUUCAUCAUGGAAAACAAAAGGGUAUUCUUUGACAUAACCGCUGACGGGAUUCCCCUUGGCCGCAUAGUGAUGGAGCUCCGGUUUGAUGUAGUGCCCAAGACUGCAGAGAACUUUCUGAAGCUGUGUACAGGGGAGGUCGGCUAUGGCUACAAAGGAUGCACUUUCCACCGUAUCAUCCCAAGCUUUAUGUGCCAGGGUGGUGACUUCACCAACCACAAUGGUACCGGAGGUAAAUCAAUAUACGGUGGUAAGUUUGAAGAUGAAAACUUCGCUCUGAAGCACAGUAUCCCUGGUGUCCUCUCUAUGGCCAAUGCGGGGCCAAACAGCAACGCCUCUCAGUUCUUUAUCUCAACUAUCAAGGCGGAUUGGCUGAAUGGGAAACACGUGGUCUUUGGUCAUGUAGUGGAAGGGAUGGAAGUGGUAAAGAAGAUGGAAAGCUAUGGCUCCAACAGCGGGAAGACCAGCAAGAAGAUUGUGAUUACUGACUGUGGAGUCCUAGAGGACACACCUUCUGCUUGACCACCACACACAGCCGAAGCACUACACAAUAUGACCUUUACAUAUAACAUCAAUAUAAUCAACACAGAAAAGCUGGAUUCAGUGACGACAUGCAUGUA